AUUCCUACAGUGCUGCAAUUCACGGUAGCCAAAGCAAAAAGCGCGUUUUUGAAGUGCUAGCGACUUCAGUGUGUAUUGGAGAAAAUUGCUGGAGGAGAACUGCAGGGUAGGGACCACGUUCGUCGUCGGCUUCGUCUCCCUCUUUGUUUAUAGGUGUGGAAAUGUAGAUUGGAUAUGUCUGUACCUCUGUAAGAAUGGUGGUUUCGAAGCAAUCGGAUGCGACGGCGUCGCAGCCGCUGCUUUCGGAGUCCCAAUCCGCUCAAUACGCCGUUGUUUUAACUCCCUACCCUGCUCCCCACCGCCAUAUUCUCCUACGUAAGUCGUGUCAGCGCUGCUUGUUCUGCUUCGCAUUCUUCCUGGUAUUUCUCGUUGCCGCGGGCUACGUUCUCUGGCCGUACAGCUCUGAGGUCUCUAUCGUCCGCCUUAGCCUCGAUCGCCUCCGUUUUCAGACUGACUCUGGAGUUUUGAUCGACUUAACUAUGGGAAUUCGGGUUAAGGUUUCGAAUCCGUCUGUUUAUUCCUUGGAUUACGAUUAUUUGACUGUCGCGAUUGGGUACUGCGGGAACAGGCUUGGAUUUGUUACCUCCGGUGGUGGACUUAUCAAAGCGCGUGAAUCUUCGUACGUGGACUCCACGCUCCGGCUCGAUGCUGUGGAGGUUUUGAAUGAUGCGGUUUUGUUGAUUCAGGACUUGGAGAAUGGAGCGGUUAUGCUCGAUGCAGCGUCGGAGAUCUGCGGCAAACUCGGAAUUUUCUCCUUGCAGUUGCCGGUGAAGACUGAAUGUAAAUGCAAAGUGACUGUGAAUGCAUGGAACCAAACAAUUGCCCGGCAGAGUUGCUACCCGGAAGUUACAGAAAUCUGAAUUGCAUUUCGAAUCCCGGUUGCUCUCAGCAGCGGGGUAAUCGAAUAGGAAGACAUCAAUAUAAUUCUCCAUACUCACAGUAUAUUCUUGUUUGUUUUUGCGAUUAUUUGCAAUGUUCGGUAGGUAUAUAUCAAUAUUGGUUCGCAACAAAUUGCAUGAUGCCUUUUGUUUGUGAUUUUUUGGUGCAAAUAUUAUGUGGUGUUCAUAUUUUGUACAAGAACAUCAACCAACAUAAGUUUGAUGCAACUGAACAUAUCUCUCCAUUAUAUUUAUACAGAUGAAAUUUACUGUA
Molecule: messenger RNA, 1152 nt
Organism: Andrographis paniculata
Lineage: Eukaryota; Viridiplantae; Streptophyta; Magnoliopsida; Lamiales; Acanthaceae
Exons: 3
Coding region: 195-860 (221 amino acids)
Cellular component (GO): plasma membrane
Source: RefSeq, a predicted model, not a curated record